Molecule: messenger RNA, 4150 nt
Organism: Mus pahari (shrew mouse)
Lineage: Eukaryota; Metazoa; Chordata; Mammalia; Rodentia; Muridae
Gene: Naip
Product: NLR family apoptosis inhibitory protein
Exons: 17
Coding region: 147-4004 (1285 amino acids)
Biological process (GO): pyroptotic inflammatory response; inflammatory response; defense response to bacterium
Cellular component (GO): IPAF inflammasome complex
Molecular function (GO): ATP binding; cysteine-type endopeptidase inhibitor activity involved in apoptotic process
Source: RefSeq, a predicted model, not a curated record
UGCCACGAAGAGAUACAGAUCUUCAGACUGUAAGCAGGAAUAAGCCUUCUUUUCUGUGAACUGCUUUUGNCAGGGUUAUUUUAUCCCAGCAACAGAAAAGGAAACCACCUGAGGAAGAAGCAGGAGCCCGACUGAACUGAAGAAAAAUGGCAGCCCAGGGAGAAGCCUUUGAGGAGAUAAUUUGUGAGUUUGACGAUGACUUGGUCUCUGAGCUCUCUACUCUUCUCAGAGUGGAUGCACUCUCAGUCUUAAAGAGACAACAAGAAGAAGACCAUAAAGAACGGAUGAAAAUGAAGAAAGGUUUUAACUCACAGAUGCGCAGUGAAGCCAAACGACUAAAGACUUUUGAGACCUAUGACACGUUCAGAUCAUGGACGCCACAGGAGAUGGCAGCUGCUGGAUUUUACUACACAGGCGUGAAACAUGGGGUUCAGUGCUUUUGCUGUAGCUUAAUCCUCUUUUCCACCAGACUCGGGAAACUUCCCAUAGAGAACCACAAGAAAUUACGACCAGAGUGUGAGUUCCUUCUGGGCAAAGAUGUUGGUAACAUUGGCAAGUAUGACAUCCGCGUGAAGAGUCCAGAGAAGAUGCUGAGAGGUGGCAAAGCCAGGUACCAUGAAGAGGAGGCCAGACUGGAGUCCUUUGAGGACUGGCCAUUUUAUGCCCAUGGGACAUCACCACGUGUACUCUCAGCAGCUGGCUUUGUCUUUACAGGUAAAAGGGACACUGUGCAGUGUUUCUCCUGUGAUGGAAGCUUGGGCAACUGGGAAGGAGGAGAUGACCCCUGGAAGGAGCAUGCCAAGUGGUUCCCCAAAUGUGAAUUUCUUCAAAGUAAGAAGACCCCAGAGGAAAUUACCCAAUAUGUACAAAACUAUGAAGGAUUUCUUCAUGUUACGGGAGAACAUUUUGUGAAUUCCUGGGUCAGAAGAGAAUUACCUAUGGUGUCAGCUUACUACAAUGACAGUGUCUUCGCUAAUGAAGAACUAAGGAUGGACACGUUUAAGGACUGGCCCCAUGAAUCACCUGUGGCUGUUGAAGCUCUGGUCAGAGCAGGUCUUUUCUACACAGGCAAAAGGGACAUUGUCCGGUGUUUUUCUUGUGGAGGAUGUAUAGAAAAGUGGGAAGAAGGUGACAACCCAAUAGAAGAUCACACCAAGUAUUUUCCUGACUGUGUGUUUCUUCAAACCCUGAAGUCCUCUGCAGAAGUGAUUCCAGCCCUUCAGAGCCACUGUGCACGUCCAGAAGCCAUGGAAACCACAAGUGAAAGCAACCACGAUGAUGCUGCAGCAGUUCAUUCUACUGUAGUGGACUUGGGUCAGAGUGAAGCUCAGUGGUUUCAAGAGGCCAGGAGUCUGAGUGAGCAGCUGAGAGACACCUACACCAAAGCCACUUUCCGCCACAUGAACUUGCCAGAAGUGUGCUCCAGCCUCGGCACUGACCACUUGCUGGGCUGCGAUGUGUCCAUCAUUUCAAAGCACNUCAGUCGGCCUGUGCAAAGGGCCCUGACGAUCCCCGAGGUCUUCUCCAAUCUCAGCUCUGUCAUGUGUGUGGAGGGGGAAACUGGCAGUGGGAAGACAACCUUCCUGAAGAGGAUAGCUUUUCUCUGGGCAUCAGGAUGCUGCCCCCUGUUGAACAGGUUCCAGCUGGUCUUCUACCUCUCCCUUAGGUCCAUCACAGCAGACCAGGGACUGGCCAGCAUCAUCUGUGCCCAGCUCCUAGGGGCAGGAGGCUGCAUUAGUGAAGUGUGUCUGAGCAUCCUCAUCCAGCAGUUACCUCAGGAUGUGGCACUUUUCAAGGCCUACAUGCAGUACCUGUCCUCAAUGCGCAAAGCUGCAGCUGAGCCUCUCCAGGCCACCGUGUCCUCAUGUGGGCAGCUGGCCUUGACAGGGCUUUUCUCAUCGUGCUUUGAGUUCAAUAGUGAUGACCUGGCAGAGGCAGGAGUUGAUGAAGAUGAAGAGCUCACCACCUGCUUGAUGAGCAAAUUCACCGCCCAGAGAUUGAGACCGGUCUACCGGUUUUUAGGUCCUCUGUUCCAGGAGUUUCUUGCUGCCAUGAGGCUGACUGAACUCCUGGGUUCAGAUAGGCAGGAAGACCAAGAUCUGGGACUUUAUUAUUUGAGACAAAUUAACUCACCUGUAAAGGCUAUGAGCAUCUACCACACUUUUUUCAAAUAUGUCUCCAGCCACCCUUCAUCAAAGGCAGGGCCAACAGUUGUAUCUCAUUUGCUUCAGUUGGUGGACAAGAAAGAGGCACUGGAGAACAUGUCUGAAAAUGAGGAUUACAUGAAGCUCCAUCCCGAAGCUUUGCUGUGGAGUCAGUGUCUUAGAGGACUGUGGCAGCUGUCUCCUGAAUCUUUUUCUUUGUUCAUUUCAGAAAACUUACUGCGCAUUGCUCUAAACUUUGCUCAUGAGAGCAACACAGUUGCUGCAUGUUCUCCAGUCAUUUUGCAGUUCCUUCAAGGAAGAACACUGGAUUUGAAUGUCUUGAGUUUACAGUACUUUGGGGACCAUCCAGAAACCUUGUUGUUAUUGAAGAGUAUUAAGGUCUCAUUAAAUGGAAAUAACUGGGUACAGAGAAUCAAUUUGUCACUCAUGGAAAAAUCUUUUGAAAAACUACAGCCACCAACUAUAGAUCAGGACUAUGCCUUUGCCUUUCAACCUAUGAAUGAAGUCCAGAAAAAUUUAGCUGAAAAGGAGCACGUAAUAAAGAAGUAUGAGGAUAUGAAGCACCAUAUCCCACUAAAUAUUAGUACUGGCUAUUGGAAACUGUCCCCCAAGCCAUACAAGAUCCCUAGGCUGGAAGUUGGAGUGGGUAACAUGGGUCCAGCAGACCAAUCACUGCUCCAGGUCCUCAUGGAAGUCUUCUCAGCNUCACAGAGUAUUGAGUUCCGUUUAUUCAACAGCAGUGGCUUUCUUGAAAGCAUCCGCCCAGNUCUGGAGCUGAGUAAGACCUCUGUCACCAAGUGCUCCAUGUCCAGGCUGGAGCUCAGUGGAGCAGAACAGGAGCUGCUUCUCAGCCUGCCUGCCCUGCAGUCUCUUGAGGUCUCAGAAAUAAACCAGAUUCCAGAUCAGCUCUUUCCUAACUUGCACAAGUUCCUGGGCCUGAAAGAACUGUGUGUGAGACUAGAUGGCAAACCGAAUGUGCUCUCAGUCCUUCCUGAAGAGUUCCCAAACCUCCACCACAUGGAGAAGUUAUCCAUCCGAACCUCCACGGAGUCUGACCUCUCCAAACUAGUUAAAUUCAUCCAGAACUNUCCAAAUCUCCAUGUUUUCCAUCUGAAAUGUAAUUUCCUUUCAAAUUGUGAGUCUCUCAUGACUGCGCUUGCUUCCUGCAAGAAACUCAGAGAGAUUGAGUUUUCUGGACUAUGCUUUGAAGCCAUGCCCUUUGUCAACAUUUUGCCAAAUUUUGUUUUUCUGAAGAUAUUGAAUCUUAGAGACCAACAAUUCCCAGAUAAGGAAACAUCAGAAAACUUUGCCCAGGCUCUGGGUUCUCUCAGGAACCUGGAGGAACUGCUUGUUCCCACUGGGGACGGGAUUCACCAAGUGGCCAAACUGAUUGUCUGGCAGUGUCUGCAGCUUCCGUGCCUCCGAGUCCUUGUCUUUGCGGAGACUUUGGAUGACGACAGUGUGCUGGAAAUUGCCAAGGGAGCAGCCAGGGGAGGCUUCCAAAAACUUGAGAACUUAGACCUUACACUGAAUCACAAGAUUACCGAGGAAGGAUACAGAAAUUUCUUUCAAGUCCUGGACAACCUGUCAAACCUGAAAAACCUGGACAUUUCCAGACAUAUCCCAGAAUGCGUUCAAAUUCAGGCCACCACUGUCAAGGCCCUGGCUCAGUGUGUGUCCCGACUGCCCAGCCUCACCAGGCUCGGGAUGCUCAGUUGGCUUCUGGAUGAAGAGGACAUAAAAGUGAUUAAUGAUGUGAAGGAAAGACACCCCCAGUCCAAGCGCUUGACUGUUCACUGGAGGUGGGUAGUCCCAUUCUCUCCUGUCAUUCAGAAGUAAAGGACGAAGUGGAAGAUUACUGGCAGGUCUAAAAACCCGACUUUCUAAUAUACUUCACUCUAGAGAGGCAUGUUGCAGUCCUAGUACUUAAGAGACUGAGCAGGAUGGUCAAGAGUUUGAGUCCGGGGCUGGAGAGAUGGCAGAGC